GGAAGCUACGAAAAACACCGGCAAGCGUGUAAGGAGCGCUGAGCGAGUUUCGCGCGAUCUCGUACAUCCGUUCCCGCAACCACCGUGAGGGAUGAUUCGGAAGUUGGCUCUCGGCACCGCGGCCGGGACCGGCGUUGCCGGGGCUCUGUACUACACCCAAACGCAGCGACAACCGCCACCUCCGAUCACAGAACCGAAAAAACGGCUGCCGAAGUACGAACUGCCAACGAAAGUCAAAUACUUAUUGAUAGGUGGCGGCGCUUCGUCCUUCGGCGCCUGCAGAGGGAUCCGAGCUGUGGAUCCCAAGGCUCAAGUGCUCAUUGUUGGUCGAGAAGAUUACCUGCCCUACAUGAAAGCUCCCCUCUCCAAGGAAAUGUGGAAAAGUGGUGCCGAUAAGGAUCGAUUACUUUUUAAGCAAUGGAAUGGGGAUUACCGAAGUAUAUUAUUCGAGAAGCCCGACUACUUCGCAAACCUCGACUCUCUCAAGCAGCCGGACGAAAGACGUGUAGCCUUCGUUGGUGGUCUGAGUGCGGUAAAGGUUGACCCUGUGGAGCAAAAAGUAUUCUUCGACGAUGGAAGCUCGAUUAGCUACGAACAAUGCCUCAUCACGUCCGGAACCGAAGCGAGAAUGCAUCCCAAGCUGGCAAACUUACCCGGAAUCGAAAAGCAUCUCCUCACUGUAACAAGCGUCGAGGAUUUCAAGAAGCUCCAGCAGUCAGCUUGCGAAGACGAAUCGAUAGCUGUACUCGGCAGUGGUACCGUCGCCUCAGAGUUAGCCUACAGUAUGUCUGAUUUCGCAAAACGUUCCAACGCCAAACUUAAAGUUACUCAAAUUUUCCCUGAGGCCGGUAAUCUCAGCUCGAUGGUGCCGGAGUACCUCGCGAAAUGGCUGACGAAGCAGCUGAUCUCCGAAGGAAUAAAUGUCAUCGCGAAAGCGGAUAUCGCAAGCGCAGAAAUCGUAGCGAAAAAAUUACAUCUCCAUCUCACCUCCGGACAGCGGAUAGUUGUGGAUAAAGUGGUUCUGGCCGACGAUCUCCGACCGGAUGUCAAAUUGGCGAAAGCCUCCGGUUUGGAAAUUGAUCCGCAGAAUGGCGGAAUUGUCGUGAACUCUGAGUUGGCGGCUCGCUCCAACCUUUACGUGGCAGGUGACGCGAGCUCGUUCUUCGAUCCUCGGCUCGGCCGUCGGCGAUUCGAGGGACACGAACACGCCGUCUCCACGGGAACGUUGGCUGGCAGGAACAUGGCCGGCGCGAGGAAACCGUUCAGUAAACAAACGCUCAUGUGGUCGGAUAUCGGAGAGAUUGUGAAUCUCGAAGGCAUCGGCCUGCUCGACCCUAGUCUGAAAACCGUCUCAGCCUUCUUCCCCGACAGUCCUGAAGAGAACACGGACUUCGAGGGGAAGAUAACGAAAGGCGUCGUGUUCUAUAAGAACGACGCCGAUGUCGUCGUCGGAAUCCUUCUCUGUAACGUUUUCGGGAAAGCAUCCACAGCUAGGAGAAUCAUCAGUGAACAGAAACCUUCUCUCGAUCUGAAGGAGGUUGCGAAACUGUUCUAUGAGAAGUACAGCCCCGAAGAAGAGCCUGAGGAGGCUACGAUCCCUAACCCAGUCACUGAGAGUUAGCAUCACGAUGCGGCACUUCCUCUAAAUUAUUGAUCAGAAUUCCAGCGGUGGGAUCGCGGCAUCACAGGAUCUCAUUAUGUGUUCUCGGGUGGCUGAGGCUAUCCGUAUCGGAUCGUCGGCGUGAUCGCAUCUCGGUAUGAAACAGUUUCUACGCCUACAUUGAACAUCGAAAGGCAGUGUAUAGUUAGAUAUUUUUUUUCUCUUUCUACGGGAAGGAACGAACUUUUUUUGCUCGUUUUUAAUAAAUUGUU
This is a messenger RNA of Galendromus occidentalis (western predatory mite), 1872 nucleotides long. RefSeq names its product apoptosis-inducing factor 1, mitochondrial. Gene Ontology annotation, cellular component: mitochondrion; cytoplasm. Gene Ontology annotation, molecular function: NAD(P)H oxidase H2O2-forming activity; protein dimerization activity; FAD binding. Gene Ontology annotation, biological process: apoptotic process; mitochondrial respiratory chain complex assembly. The transcript is spliced from 3 exons. The record is from RefSeq and is a predicted model, not a curated record. NCBI's taxonomy places the organism in Eukaryota, Metazoa, Arthropoda, Arachnida, Mesostigmata, Phytoseiidae. Bases 92 to 1621 code for a protein of 509 amino acids.